AUGAAGAGUAAACACUAUGAGAAGGUCGACAACUUUGUUGAAAGGUUUUCUCCUUUUGUUUUGAAGUACGAGUUCACCGAAGGUCAAAGUGGCUUAGUAACCACAUUAAAACCUAUUGUCGAACAUUGGUCUUACCCUCAGUUCGCAAAGGCAGUCCUUGACAACUACAACAAAUUCUUCUCCGAUGUCAAAUCCAAAGUGAAGGUAUACUACGAGAACAUUGACGCACUCAUGACGAACGAAGAAGGAUACAACAAACUCAUUGAAAUGGGAAUGGUCGGUGAAAAGAUGGGCUGUUUUAAGCUAGACAAGGUAUUUUCCGAAGUUCAUGUCCUCUCCAAGCGUAAGUACUGGGGUAUACUUGAAGACGGCACAGAAAUAAAACAUUGCAUGAAAUAA
Trichomonas vaginalis G3 is the source of this 399-nucleotide messenger RNA. RefSeq names its product DNA/RNA polymerases family. Bases 1 to 399 code for a protein of 132 amino acids. NCBI's taxonomy places the organism in Eukaryota, Parabasalia, Trichomonadida, Trichomonadidae. The record is from RefSeq and is a predicted model, not a curated record. The transcript has a single exon.